Molecule: messenger RNA, 1473 nt
Organism: Medicago truncatula (barrel medic)
Lineage: Eukaryota; Viridiplantae; Streptophyta; Magnoliopsida; Fabales; Fabaceae
Product: F-box/kelch-repeat protein At3g23880
Exons: 4
Coding region: 1-1473 (490 amino acids)
Molecular function (GO): protein binding
Source: RefSeq, a predicted model, not a curated record
AUGACAAAUUAUUGCCAUUGCACUUUUGCUGUUGGAGAAAAUUUAACUUCACGCUGUGGAUUUGGGAACAGAAUACCUUGUGAGGAGGAGGAAGCUUCUAGUGAUUUUGAACUUGUGGAAAAUGGUGUGGAGGAAGAUGAAGGUGACAGGCUGAGUGAUAUCAUUGGAACAAAUGGAGGUAAUGUGGUGAAGUACAAUUAUAAAGGGCAGUUGUUAGAUCAUCACUCUUAUUCCGACGAUCCAGAUGGAUCCCAAGUGGUCAUGUAUACAGAGUCUCUACUUUCACUUCCUGCGGGGGCUGAGCAAUAUCUGCAUUACGAAUUGAUCAUUCAAAUUUUGGUGAGGUUGCCCGUGAAAUAUCUUAUACGUUUCAAGUGCGUUUGUAAAUCUUGGUUUUCUCUCAUCUCCGAUCACAAUUUUGCUAAUUCUCAUUUUGAACUUACUGCCGAAUCACACACUCGUAGAAUUUUAUCCAUAUCAUCACAUUCACCUCUUGAGUUUCGAUCUAUAGAUUUUGAGUCAUCAUCGCUUAACAAUCAUUGGGCUUCACUCAACCUUAAUUUUUCACUUCCUCAAUCUUAUUUUACUCCUGAUAUUAGAGGUUCGUGUAGAGGCUUUAUAUUUUUGCAUUGUUCUUCCAACAUCUGCAUAUGGAAUCCAUCCACCAGAUUUCAUAAACAGAUACCAUUGUCUCCUUUUGAUACCAAACUAAAGGAAUAUCAUUUUGAUCAUCUAUAUGGUUUUGGUUAUGACCGGUCAAGAGAUGAUUACUUGGUUGUUUCAUUGUCCUAUGAUCCAACCAUGGAUGAUAUUUCACCAAAUUUUGAGUUUUUCUCAGUGAGAGAUAAUACAUGGAAACAAAUUGGGAUGGAGGAUACUCACUUCGCUUAUAUGAUUUCUACUAAUGAUCAUCGGAAAAUAGGGGUUCUCUUUAAUGAGGCUAUUUAUUGGUUGGCUUUUCGUUAUGAUUUAAAGGUGUUUGUCAUUGUUGCCUUUGAUUUGAUGGAAAGGAAACUGUUAGACAUGCCUACUCUUCCGGAUGAUUUUAUCCAUCAAACUUCAGAUUGUGGUUUGUGGGUAUUUGGAGAAUUUCUCAGUCUUUGGACUUUGGAGGACCAUAACAAAUUUCAAAUGUGGGUGAUGAAAGAUUCCAAGUUGCAUUCAUCUUGGACUAAGACUCUUAUUCUACAGAUUGAUGCAGUCAUUCCUAAAUUUUCCCCUAUAUGCUCUACAAAGAAUGGUGACAUUAUUGGAACAGAUGGUGGUUCUGGAUUGGUGAAAUAUAAUAAUGAUAAAGUACAACUCUUAGACUACCACUCCUACUAUAACAAUUCAGUUGGAUCCAAAGUGGCUAUGUAUACAGAGUCUCUACUUUCACUCCCCGCUGUCCAUGAACAAGUUCAAAAAGAUGACACAAACAAGAAGAACAAGGUUUUGAAAUAUUCUCCUUCACCAUUUUAUUUAUAUUUAUAA